CACCGCCUCAAGCAACAGGCUCGCCAUGUUCGCCACCCGCACCGCCUCCUGGAGCUGCCUGCCAGUGGAGAUGAAGCUAUCUAUUGUCGACCAGCUCGACCUCGACGACGUCCGGACGUUUGCCAAAGUAGACCGUGAGGCCUACAACCUAUCUAUUCCUGCCCUGUUCCGCAGCGUGAACCUCUCGAGCGCCGAGGCGCUGCAACAAUUUGCUGCCUGCGUGCCAAAGCCGUACAAUCGGCAUAUACGCCAACUCACCAUCUGCACCAAGCGUGCAGCGCAGCCCGCCCCCGGAUCAGAGGCCCCCCGCGUUACCGACGCCCUCGUCGACCUCCUCCCGCACUGCACGCAAGUGGAGCAGUUGACGCUCAGUCUGGCAGCCUCUUUGGCAAAGGCGGUGAUUCCAUGCUUCGAGCACCUGCUCUCCCUCGAGUCGCUGUGCAUCGAUCAUUGCGGCGAUGAGGCCCGGUCGCCUUUGAGCGAACGAUUGGUCGUUUCCAUCGCGGCCUCCGUGCCAAACCUGCGCCAGCUCUCCCUCGACCGCGUUACCCGCUCGGCGAUGCACGCCCCCGACCUCCUCGGCGCUCGCCCCUUCGUCCCGGUCGUGAAAGGAGACGAGGACAUUCCCGACCACCCCAUGCUCGGCCGUGAACUCCGCCUCCCCUCCCUCCUCCGCCUCCCCACCCUCAAAAAGCUCCGCAUCCGCGACACCCACCUCGGUGACCCCCAGUGGGAGAGCAUGCCCGUGUACUGCUUCCUCGAAGUCCUCGACCUCGGGAGCUGCUACCACGAGUCGAACGACUACAACCGCAUCUGCACGGAGCGCAUCAUGGGCAACAUCGGGCAUACCGUCGACGAGUGCGCGCUCAACACCGCGCUCACCUCGCAGACGUUCGCGCACGCGAAGCACACCGAGAAGCCGCUCAAGAAGCUGCGCAAGAUCCAUAUCACGCCACUGUUCCCCGUCGAGAACGUCGUCGACACGCUCACGACGCUCUCCGACUCGCCCGUCGAAAGCCUCUCCGUGCAAUGCCACGAGGACGACGUUGUGGACAUGUGCUCCGCGCUCGAGGACUUCCUCAACUUGCGUGCGGAGCGCGGCGAGAACGGCUUCUACCAGCACUUGAACGAGAUCAACGUCAGCACCGUCAGCGACCUCUCCGACGCGCUCGACAUCGGCGUUGGCGCGAUGAAGCGCUCCCAGGAGGCGCUCUCCGGCGAGGGCGCGGACGCCGUGCGGCGCCUGAAGGAGUAUUGCCGCGACCUGCGCCUCCAGGGCGCCGCGCCGGCGACGGACUGCGAGGCGCCGUCGCACAAGGAGACGACCGAUGUUUCGUCGGAGAAGACGGCGCCUGUGCAGGUCCGGCCGAGCGUCCGCGCUGCGAACCAGGCGUAGAGCGCGCGCCCGCGCGGCGGGCGUCGGUUUCGGGUCGGGGGAGGCGCGCGUGGGAGGGGAUUCAGCAUUCUUCUAUCGGGACUUCAGGCUUUUCUUAUACGGGAACGGGCAGGGCGCACGGCGUGGGCCCCGAGCUUCGACUCAUGAUACCCUUUGGGCUUCGGUCUAUCGGAGGCACGGGCCUUCGAACCUAUCAUUAUACGAUCUUCUUUUGCACCCCCUGUACCAUAUCAUGCCGUCAGUAGAGCUCUCGUCUAUACAGUUCAUCGCGUCC
Messenger RNA from Trametes versicolor FP-101664 SS1, 1670 nucleotides. RefSeq lists its product as uncharacterized. The transcript is spliced from 3 exons. NCBI's taxonomy places the organism in Eukaryota, Fungi, Basidiomycota, Agaricomycetes, Polyporales, Polyporaceae. The record is from RefSeq and is a predicted model, not a curated record. The coding region runs from base 26 to 1396 and encodes 456 amino acids.